UAACAACAGCAUUGCAGAGGAAGGCUGUGCUGCUCUAUCAUCAGCGCUUUACUCCAAUCCUUCACACCUGAUAGAUCUGGAUCUGAGUGAUAACAAUCUAGGAAUGCCUGGAGUGAAGCAGCUGUGUUCCUUCCUGAAUAAAACAGACUGUAGACUGCAGCAGUUGAAACUUUCAUUCUGCAGUAUAACAGAAGAAGGAUAUGCUGCUCUGGCUUUAGCUCUAAAAUCAAACCCCUCCUCACUCCUGAAUGAGCUGGAUCUCAGAGGAAAUGAUCCUGGAGAAACAGGAGUAGAGCUGCUUACUGAUUUACAAAGUGAUGCAGCCAGUAAACUCAAGAAACUAAGGUUGUUAAAAAGCUCUGCUGCAAAGAAAGCUUGUGCUUCUCUGGCUAAAGUACUAGGAACAAACCCUUUACUGCUGAGAGAGCUGGAUCUGAGUGAGAAAAUACAAGGAGACUCAGCAAUGAAGCAACUCUCUGCUCUACUGAAAGAUUCACACUGCAGACCCAAGAAACUUAAGCUGAAAAAUGGCAACAUUUCAGAGAAAGGCUGUGCUGCUCUAUCAUCAGCUCUUUGUUCUAAUCCUUCACACCUGAUAGAUCUGGAUCUGAGUGAUAAUAAACUGUUGACUGCAGGAGUGAAGGAGUUCAGUGCUGUGUUAAAGAAUCCUCAAUGUACACUUCAGAAACUCAAUCUUUCAGGCUGUGGUGUAAUGGGAGAAGGAUAUGCUGAUCUGGCUUCAGCUCUGAAAUUAAACCCUUCAUCACAUCUGAUAGAGUUAGAUCUCAGAGGGAACGAUCCUGGAGACACAGGAGUAAAGGAACUUUAUAAUUUACUGGUGGAUCCACAGCAUAAACUGAGCACAUUGAGGCUAUUAAAAAGCCCUGCUGCAGAGGGUUUCUGUGCUUCUCUGACUGAAGUUCUAGGAACAAACCCUUUACUGUUGACAGAGCUGGAUCUGAGUGAGAAAAUACAAGGAGACUCAUCAGUGAAGCAGCUCUCUGAUCUACUGGAAGAUUUCCACUGCAGAACCACACAACUUAAGCUGAGAAACAGCAAAGUUAAAGAGGAAGGCUGUGCUGCUCUAUCAGCAGCUCUUAAUUCUAAUCCAUCACACCUGAUAGAUUUGGAUCUGAGUGGAAAUAAAAUGGAAAACUGUGGAGUAAAACAGCUUUGUGGUCUGCUGGAGAAUCCACAGUUCAAAUUGUCAAAACUCCAGUUGUGUGAUUGUAAUAUUACUGAUGAAGGCAGUGCAUCUCUGUGUUCAGCUCUGAAAUCAAACCCCUCACAUCUAAAAGAGCUGGAACUGAGUAAUAAUAGACUGGGAGAUUCAGGUGUUAAGCACCUUACUGAUCUCCUGCAGGAUCCAAACUGCAUACUAGAAAAACUGAACCUCAGUUUUUGCUGCAUCUCUAAAGAAGGAUAUGCUGAUCUUUCUUCAGCUCUUAAAUCCUCAUCACAUCUGGAAGAGCUGGAUCUCAGUGGUAAUGACCCUGGGGAAAAGGGAGUGGAGCUUCUUACUGCUCUGAUAGAGGAUCCAAACUGUAGUUUGAAGACUCUAAGACUGUUAAAAACUGCUGCUGCAAAGGAAGCUUGUGAUUAUCUGACUGAAAUUCUAGGAAAAAACCCAUUACUCCUUCCAGAGCUGGAUCUGAGUGGAAAAAUAGCAGGAGAUUUGGGAAUGAAGCAGCUCUCAGAUCUACUGGAGGAUUCACACUGCAGAACUGAAAAACUAAAGUUAAAUAACAAUGGUUUUACAGAGAAAGGCUGUGCUGAUCUGGAAAAAGCCCUUUCUUCUAAUCCUUCACACCUGAAAGAGUUAGAUCUGAGUGGAAAUAAAGUUGAAAACUCUGGAGUGAAGGCGAUUUCUCACCUACUGAAGAUUUCAAAUUGCAGACUUAGAAAACUAAAUAUCUCAGACUGUAGUGUAACAGAGGAAGGAUAUGCUGAUCUGGUUUCAGCUCUGAAAUCAAACUCAUCACUGGUAGAGCUGGAUCUCAGAGACAAUGAUCCUGGAAAUACAGGAGUGAAGACAUUUUCUGAUUUACUGAAGGAACCAAACUGUACACUGAAGACAGUGAGGUUUUUGAAGACUCCUGCUGCAGAGGAAGCCUGUGCUUCUCUUUCUGCAGAUCUGGGAGUAAAUCUUUUACUGCAGACAGAGCUGAACCUGAACAGGAAUCCAGCAGGACUUUCAGGAGAUUCCAGAGUGAAACAACUGUGUGCUGUUCUGCAGGAUAAACACUGCAAACUGAGGAAACUCAAGAACAACGAUGAUGAUCUAACAGAAGGAAGCUGUUGUGCUUUAGCUUCAAUUCUCACCUCAUCCUCUCUGGUAGAACUUGACCUGAGCAAUAACAACCUGCAGGAUUCAGGAGUGUUGAAGCUCUGCACGGCUCUGGGAAAUCCUCUGUGUAAACUGGAGACUCUGAGGCUUUCAUAUUGUUGUGUAAGGGAGGAUGGCUAUGAAGCUUUGGUUUCAGCUCUGAGCUCAAAUGCCUCUUCACGUUUAGUAGAGCUGGAUCUCAGAGGGAAUGAUCCUGGAGACAGAGGAGUGGAGCUGCUUGUUGACUUAUUUGUGAAACAGUGCAAUCAGAAAAAACUAAGGCUGCUGAAAAGUGAUGCUGCAGAGGAAGCCUACACUCAUCUUAAACGCAGUCUGGACGAAGACCCCUUAUUGCAGAGAAGGUUGGAUCUGAGUAAGAUUGAACCAAAUAUGAUAAUAGUGAAGCAGAUGUCUGAUCUACUGGAGGAUCCACAUUGCAGACUGAGGAAACUCACUAUGUAUAAAGCUGGCAGUAUUAGAGAGACAGACUGUACUGAUCUGAUUUCUGCUCUGAUUAUAAAUCCCUCACACCUGAUAGAGCUGAAUCUGAAUGAAAAUAAACUAGAUAUCAAAGGACUCCUAAAGCUCUGUGAUCUACUGAAGAUGUCUCACUGUAAACUGGAGAAACUAAGUCUCAGUGGUUGCUGUAUCUCAGAGGAAGGAUAUGCUGCUCUGGCUUCAGCUCUGAAAUCAAAUCCAUCAUCCUCCCUGAGAGAGUUGGAUCUCCGAGAAAACAACCCUGGAAACACAGGGGUGGAGUUGAUCACUGACCCAGACUGUAAACUAAAAACUCUUAGGUUGUUAAAAAGCUCUGCUGCAGAAGAAGUCUGUGCUUCUCUGACUAAAGUUCUAGGAAUAAACCCCUUACUGCUGAGAGAUCUGGAUCUGAGUGGAAAAUUACAAGGAGAUUCAGGAAUCAAGCAACUCCCUGAUCUGCUGAAGGAUCCACACUGCAGAACAGAGAAAAUAAAGCUGAAGGACAGCAGGAUUACAGAGGAAGAGUGUGCAGCUCUGUUAUCAGCUCUUUGUUCGAAUCCUUCACACCUGGUAGAGCUGGAUCUGAGUGGAAGUAAAGUAGGAAACUCUGGAGUGGAGACAAUUUCUCAGCUACUAAAGAAUUCUGAAGGAAAAAUGAAAAAGCUAAAUCUCUCAGAAUGCAGUAUAUCAGAGAAAGGAUAUUCUGCUCUAGCAUCAGCUCUGAAAUCAAACCCCACAUCGCCACUGAUGGAGCUAGAUCUAAGAGGGAAUGAUCCUGGAGAUAAAGGAGUAAAGCUGCUUACUGAUCUAAAAGAAGAAAAGAAGUACAACCUCAUCAUACUAAGGCUGUUGAAAAGUCCCGCUGCAGAGAAAAUAUGUGCUUCUCUGAGCAAAAUUCUACAGACAAACCCUUUACUGCUGACAAAACUUGAUCUGAGUAAAAAAAUAAAAGGAGAAUCAGAAGCGAAGCAGCUCUCUGAUCUACUGAAGGAUUUACACUGCAGAACUCAGAUAGUCAGGCUGAAUAACUGCAGUAUUACAGAGAAAGGUUGUGAGGCUCUCUCAGAAGCUCUUUGUUCUAAUCCUUCUCAUCUGAUCGAGCUGGAUCUAAGUGAUAAUAACCUAGGAAACUCUGGAGUGAAGCAUAUUUGUACACUACUGACCAGUCAGUACAGUAAACUGCAGAGACUUGGACUUUCAUGUUGCAGUGUAACAGGGGAGGGAUAUGAUGCUCUGACUUCAGCUUUGAAAUCAAACUCCUCAUCACCCCUGAUAGAGCUGGAUCUCAGAGGAAACAAUCCUGAAAAUACAGGCGAGGAUCUUAUCAGCUACUUCACUUGUGUCUCUAAGGGUAUGAGGAAAACCCUAAGGCUUCUGAAAAGUGAUGAUGCAGAGGAAGCCUUCAACUGUUUAAAACACAAUCUGCAGAAAAACCCUUUACUGCCAGUCGUGCUGAAUCUGAGUAAAACUGAACCACAACAGAUUAAAGUGAAGCCACUGUCUGCUCUGCUGGAGGAUCCACACUGCAAACUGAAGAAACUAAUAAUCUACAAAACAGGCAGCAUUACAGAGAGAGACUGUGAUGAUUUGAUUUCUGGUCUGGUUAAACAUCCCUCAUACCUGAAAGAGCUGGAUCUGAACAAGAACAAACUAGACAGAUCAGGACUCCAAAAGCUCUGUGAUCUACUGAAGAAUCCUCACUGUAGACUGGAGCAACUGAGUCUUAAUAGUUGCUGUAUCUCAGAGGAUGGAUAUGUUGAUGUGGCUUCAGCUCUGGAAUCGAACCCCUCAUCACACCUGGUAGAGCUGGAUCUCAGAGACAAUGAUCCUGGAGAAACAGGAGUGAAGCUGCUCUCUGAUUUACUAAAUAAUCCACACAGAAAAUUGAAGACAAUUAGACUGCUGAACAGCUCUGCUGCAGAGGAUUUAUGUGCUUCUCUGACUGAAGCUCUAGGAACAAACCCUUUACUGCUGACAGAGCUGAAUCUGAAUGAGAAAAUAACAGGAGAUUCAGCAGUGAAGCAGCUCUCUGAUCUACUGAAGGAUUUACACUGCAGAACUAAGAUACUGAAGUUAAAUAACAGCAGUAUUACAGAGCGAGGCUGUGCUGCUCUAUCAGCAGCUCUGUGUUCUAAUCCUUUACAUCUGAUAAAGCUGGAUCUAAGUGGGAACAAACUAGGGGACUCUGGAGUGAAAGAGAUAUGUCAUCUGCUAAAGAACUCAAACAGCAAACUUGAGUUGCUGAAUCUCUCAGACUGCAGUGUAUCAGAAGAAGGAUAUGCUGCUCUGGCUUCAGCUUUAAAAUCAAACAUCUCAUCACAUCUGAAAGAGCUGGAUCUCAGAGGAAAUGACCCUGGAAACAAAAGCGUAAUGGAUCUUUACUAUUUACGACAGGAUCCAAUUUAUGAACUGAAGACACUGAGGCUGUUGAAGACUGCUGCUGCAGAUAAAGCCUGGACUUCUCUUUCUUCAGCUCUUGGAAUGAAUGUCUUACUGCAGACAGAGUUGAAGCUGCGCAGGAAUCCAGCAGGACUUUCAGGAGAUUCCAGAGUGAAAAAACUGUGUGCUUUACUGCAGGACACACACUGCAAACUGAGAAAGCUCCACAUCAACGAUGAUGAUCUAACAGAGAAAAGCUGUUCAGCUUUAGCCACAGUUCUCACCUCAUCCAGUCUGAGAGAACUCAACCUGAGCCACAACAACCUGCAGGAUUCUGGAGUGGAUUUCCUCUGCAGUGCAUUGAAGAAUCAUCUCUGUAAACUACAGAUCCUAAGCCUUUCAUUCUGCAGUGUAACAGAGAGAGGAUAUGCAGCUCUGGCAAAAGCUCUGAAAUCAAACUCCUCAUUACACCUACAGUUGGAUCUCAGAGGGAACGAUCCUGGAGAUACAGGAGUGAAGGAGAUCACCCAAUGUAAACUGAACAAAUUAAGACUAUUGAAAAGUGAUGCUGCAGAACAGGCCUUCAGUAGUAUUGAAGAACAACUGAAAACCAACCCUUUACUGGAGAGGGAGCUGGACCUGAGCACGAAGAAACCAAAAGAUAUUAAUGUAAAGGAGCUCUCAGCGCUAUUGGAAGAUCCACACUGCAGACUGCAGAAAUUUACGAUGUAUUAUGCUGGGAGUAUGUUUAAUGCUGGUAUGACAGAGCAAGACUGUGCUGAUGUGAUUUCUGCUUUAAUUAAAAACCCCUCACACGUGAGAGAGCUGGAUCUGAAUGGGAAUAAACUACAUCCAUCAGCACGGCUAAAUCUCUGGGAUCUGCUGAAGAAUCCUCUUUGUAAACUGGAGAAACUGAAGCUUAAUAACUGCAGUAUAGAAGAGGAAGGCUGUGCUACUUUGGUUUCAGCACUAACUUCAAACCCCUCACAACUGAAAGAGCUGGAUCUGUCUGGAAAUCCACUGGGAAAGUCUGUGGAAAAGCUUGCUGCACUAUUGAAGGAGUCAGGAUGUGUGCUGAGAGUGGAUCAAUCACUAUUCCAAAAGGCUGGAAAAGUAGCUUCAUAUCUGUGGCCUUUCAGCAAACUUGCUGGAGUUAAACAGUAUGAACAGAAUCUGAAUAACAGUGCAGAGAAACUUGCUGUUAAACCGAAAAAACAGAAACCGGGUCAGAGUGCAGAGACACUUACUGAAGUUAAACAGAAAAAACAGAAACAGGAUAAGAGUGCAAAGAAUCUUGCCGAAGUUAAUCAGAAUGAACAGAAACCGAAUCAGAGCGCAACGACACUUGCUGAAGUUAAACUGAAUGAACAGAAACUGGAACUGAGUGCAGAGGGACUUGCUGAAGUUAAACUGAAUGAACAGAAACCAGAUCAGAGUGCAGAGAGACUUGCUGGAGUUAAUCAGAAUGAACAGAAACCGGGAUCAGAGAAUAUCCUGACAUAUUUUAUCUGGUACUGA
This is a messenger RNA of Astyanax mexicanus (Mexican tetra), 6700 nucleotides long. RefSeq names its product protein NLRC5-like. The transcript has 38 exons. Lineage: Eukaryota; Metazoa; Chordata; Actinopteri; Characiformes; Acestrorhamphidae. The record is from RefSeq and is a predicted model, not a curated record. Gene Ontology annotation, molecular function: protein binding. The coding region runs from base 104 to 6700 and encodes 2198 amino acids.